This is a messenger RNA of Trichogramma pretiosum, 1238 nucleotides long. RefSeq names its product 39S ribosomal protein L39, mitochondrial (gene mRpL39). The coding region runs from base 76 to 1140 and encodes 354 amino acids. Lineage: Eukaryota; Metazoa; Arthropoda; Insecta; Hymenoptera; Trichogrammatidae. The transcript is spliced from 3 exons. Gene Ontology annotation, molecular function: threonine-tRNA ligase activity; nucleotide binding. The record is from RefSeq and is a predicted model, not a curated record. Gene Ontology annotation, cellular component: mitochondrion. Gene Ontology annotation, biological process: threonyl-tRNA aminoacylation.
CGCCAAGUCUGCGGCAAGGCAACCGAGCAGCCGCUUUUCGUAAAUAUAACCUCCUGACACAAACUAGCUUUAGCCAUGAUUCAAGGGUUCAGAAAUGCCUGCUGUGCCACUCUGCGUUUUCAAUGUCGUUUUUCCAGCACUGACAGCCAGAAGGCAGCCGCACAAACUGCAGCGAUCAAAAGUGAAUGGCGAAGACGGAGAAACGUGAUUUUUGACAAUGAAAAACAACGUCAACAAAGUGAGAUUGGCAGGAUAGAAAAAGUGGCCGUCAAAUACUUACCUUGGGACAAAGAUGAGGCACCAAUUGAAAUGCGUAUGAACAAGCAUCUAUCAACACCCUAUGAUUGUACCAAGCAUUUGACUGAAGAUUACACAAAAACGGUGUGCUUGGCAUUGGUUGAUAGACGUCCUUGGGAUUUGCAGAAACCUUUUGAACAAGAUUGUGAACUCGAGCUUAUAACAAUGGCUCAUUCGAAUAAAAGCCCAGUAGUCAAUACUGCUUUCUGGCGUAGUUGUUCGCUUUUAAUGGGUUGCAUGGUUGAGGCAUCUUUUAAAGAUGAAAUUCAAGUUUAUCUUCACAGCUUUCCCAAACCAGAUCUCAAAUCAGGUAGUUUCACAUACGAUGCAGUGAUAGAUUUGCCAGAUUGGAAGCCAACUCAAGCUGAAUUACGUGCCAUGUCAGCGGCUUUUGUCAAACUAUCUAAUCAAGAAAGUAUUAUGGAACGUCUUGAGGUUUCUGAAGAACUUGCUCUUGAUAUGUUCCAAGAUAAUCCAUUCAAAAACAAGCAAAUUCCAAGCAUAGCUCAAAAUCAUAAUGGAAAAAUUGUAUUAUACAGAAUAGGAGAUUUUAUUGAUAUAAGUCAAGGACCAAUGGUUGGUUCAACAGGUAUUAUCGGUAAAGCCACAAUAGCAUCAGUUCAUAAAGUUGAAUCAAAUGAGACAGACAGAUUAUAUCGAUUCCAAGGUGUCGCUUUACCCAGAGGUACUAGAUUAAAUCAUUUUGCAUGGAGCGUUUUAGAAAAAGAUGCAAGGAAAUUUAAUGAUCUUGCAUCUGUAACACCUGUGCGAGAAUCCGUAACAGCAGCACCUACUGAAGUGGUUAGCGACGAGGAAAAAGAAAGAAGCAGCGCAGCUAAUUAAAACAUAGAUGUUAAUUUUUACAAAGAUUAUUAUUACGAAAAAAUCGAAUUUGUAUGACUUGUAAAUAAAGCUUUUUCGAUAUUAUUUAGAAAACAUAA